AUUCGAUCAUUUUUGUUCUGUGCUGUGAUUUAAUCCAUAAAUAUUUUUUACUUUUUAUCAACGAGUUUUAGGAAUAUUACAUACAUCAAAAUAUUCAUGUAAGGUUGGAAACAUUGUUUCGAUUUCUCUCUCCAGUUGAAAUAAAAAAAAGGUCUUUGGUCGUAUUUCGUCAACGGGUCCAUUUGGAAUUCGUAUCAAACGUAUUGCUUCGUCUAAAUCAUUCGGAGCAUCAGGCGGAUGUUGUCAGAUAUGUCAGGACUUCUUCAGGGUCCUCGGACCCCCUUGAACUUGAAUUUUAGACUUUGGACAUUCUUUUAAAGCUAUCAGAAGCAACUAGGCAAAUGUAUGUAUUUGACGAUUAAAACUUUUCAUCUUCAGUUUAUAGACAGUCAUCCACUGGCGCUCACCACACUCGAAAAAAGGUAUUAAUAUUGAUAUGCAGUCAUUGGACAUCAUCCUUAAAAUCCAAUUGGUUAACAUCGUAAAAACCCUUCUUAAUUUUUUGAAGAUCGUUGCCUAAAUUUAAAUUCAAAGACUUUGUUAAUAUAUAUUCCACUUUUGUGGAGUUGAACUUUGAAUAAAGCAUGAACUUGUCGUAAUAAGGCGGGCAAAGGGCUUUCCGUUCUGCGAUAGUGAGGCGUUGGAGGGGAGGUGGCCGUGGUGUUUGUGCGUCGGCCGCUGUGGAUCGCCGAGCGCUUGCACGUUUGUCAGUGACUGUGUUCACAUGAAAUCAAUGUGGCAUCCGUUGUGAUGAUGACCAUUUUCUUUGGCACGGAGGCACCGGUUGUUGCGUCUUUUAAAUUCCUAGGUUACAAAAACGUUUUGAAAUGGUCUCGAUGGCCCAGCCCUUUAUGGACGUCGAAAGCUGUCGGUCCUACAUCGACGAACUCUAUUCUCCAGAUCCGCAGAAGUGUUUAGACGCGAUAAUAUGUCUCAAGAACUCAGUGAUAGGGAGCAACAGACAGAAAGGAAGUGUCAUAGCGCAGGGGGUCGUCACGAAACUAAUGCAGCUGCUGCAGGAGCCCGGCCUCCCAUCCGAAAUCAGGAUCCAAUCCGCCGUCACUCUCGGCUCCCUCGCCAAAGGCACCGAAAACCACGUCAAACAACUCAUCGACUUCGGAGUCACGCCGCUUCUGUUCAAUUGCAUUUUGUCCAGUUCUGAUCCAAAGUUGAAAGAUGUUUGCUUGAGGUGUGCCUGUUCCAUCUUUUCCCAUCCUAACGCACCAUUUGAACUAGUGAACAGUGACAAGCAUAUAAUUGCUCAUCUUCUCGCACUGGCCAUGGGGACAGUGUCUAAUCAAAUUUGUGUUACCACUAUCUUAGGUGCCUCUUGUAAAUACUAUGAACACCAGAUUUUGAUGUGUGAGCAAGGAACUAUUUAUACGCUGGCUGCAUUACUAUGUUCUCAACAUUAUUCAGUUAUUAUGCCGACUCUAAACUGUCUAGCAAAUCUUGCUUAUGAAAACUCUAGAGUCUGUGCCAUUAUAGCUACUGCUAGUUUUGGCGGAAAAUCGAUUCCUGAUUUUUUAGUAGGGCUAAUGGCACGAGACCGACCCAGUGAUAUGCAACUGUCUUCAGCAAAAUGCUUGACUUAUAUCCACCGGGCAGGAGCCAUAGCUGCUGAAGAUCCUAAAAUACUUUACAAAACACUUCCUUGUCUUGUGGUCCUCUGCAAGAAAGACAGGCCAUGUGAAGAGAGGAUCGUUGCUGCAGAAACCAUUGCCUACUUAACAGAAGUGAAUACUGAUUUACAAAGACUAGCGUCUAUUUCGAAUCAACUUAUCCCCACAUUGGCAAGCAUGGUGCAAAGCCAGGCUGAGACGAACAACAAUAACAACAACGUGCACCAGGAUCCAAGACUGAUUAAUGGCAUGAAACAAGCAGCUUUCAGGGCUUUUGCUUCAUUAGGAGCAAAUGAUGAGGAUAUCCGUAAGAGGAUUAUAGAGACAGAGAGGCUUAUGGAUGAAGUUGUUGUUAGUUUAGACGAUAGUGAUGAUAAAGUGCGGAUGUCCGCUGUCCGUUGCUUACAUUCUCUCUCCAGAUCUGUGCAGCAGCUCAGGACAACUUUCUUGGAUCAUUCAGUGUGGAAGCCGUUGAUGGGCUUGCUGCAUGGUGCAGCAGAUGAAGUUCUGAGCGUUGCAUCUUCAACAUUGUGUAAUCUCCUUUUAGAAUUUUCCCCAGCAAAGGAACCAAUACUUGAAUCAGGUGCAGUGGAACUUCUAUGCCAUUUGACACACAGGCCUGAUCCAGCUUUGAGAUUAAACGGAAUAUGGGCCUUAAUGAAUAUGGCAUUCCAAGCUGAACAGAAGAUUAAAACACAAAUUUUACACACUCUUGGGACCGAACAAAUUUUCAGGCUUUUAUCUGAUCCUGAAGUGAAUGUACUAAUGAAAACACUUGGGCUAUUAAGAAAUUUACUGUCGACAAAGCCACAUAUUGACCACAUUAUGUCAUUACACGGUAUUCAAAUCAUGCAAGCUAUAACACUUAUACUUGAUGGUAAUCACUCGGUUGAUGUUAAAGAGCAAGCACUUUGCAUACUUGGGAACAUUGGUGAUGGUGAUUCUGCCAAAGAAUAUAUUAUGUCUAAUGAUAAUGUUUUAAAAAAACUACAAGAAUAUAUGUCUCACAGUAAUGUUAAGCUGCAAAUUGCAGCCAUUUUUUGUAUAUCUAAUCUUGUUUGGAAAGAAGAGAGUGGUUCAGCAGAGAGGCAAGCUAAACUUAAGGAAAUCGGUGUUUUUAGGUUACUCCAGCAACUUAUAAUGACACCAGAUAGUAUGCUAUUUGACAAGGUCAAAAUAGUUAUGACACAAUUUUCAGAUGCAUGACAUUUAUCGUUUAUGUUCUCACCUUACUUGGGAGCAUUUUAAUAUUAUAACAGUCAAAAUAGAACCUCAAUCAGUCAAUCUUCGGGGUUAAUAUUCAAGUUAUAGGUUUUUAAAUUUAUGUUAUAUUGUUCUUACAAUUUAUUUUUUAUUUUUAUUUUGAUUGUGUUAUUAGUAAUUGUUCCUUGUUAAGGUUGUUAAUAAUAUUGGUUAUGUGGAAAACACUAGCUGUGUGAUUCUGUAAUAUAUCUGCAAACUUAAGCCAUUUUGGGAAUGACACUCUGAUUCCAAAUAAUCAAACCAAUUGUGUAUGUAUUAGCAUUUUUGUUUCUUACCAUUAGGGUAUAAUCAUUGUUUUCAAAUGUACAGUUGGUAUUAUUUAAAAAAAUUAAAUAUAUUUAUUUUCAACCCA
Molecule: messenger RNA, 3237 nt
Organism: Cimex lectularius (bed bug)
Lineage: Eukaryota; Metazoa; Arthropoda; Insecta; Hemiptera; Cimicidae
Product: armadillo repeat-containing protein 8-like
Exons: 13
Coding region: 828-2828 (666 amino acids)
Biological process (GO): proteasome-mediated ubiquitin-dependent protein catabolic process
Cellular component (GO): GID complex
Molecular function (GO): protein binding
Source: RefSeq, a predicted model, not a curated record